CUCAGAUUGGAGAAGAGGAUGUCGGAAUCACGGUUGACAUAUUUCACGUGUACUCUCGGCCAAGCUGCAGAGUGGAACAAGAAACAUCCUCAUCAUUACACGACUGUCAAUCACCUCGUUGACGAACAAGCCGAGAGCUCGCCUCUCCGACAAGCAAUCAACUUUCCGAAUAUUGGUCCCGACAAAAGUAGUAACCAUGCAAAGUCGGAAUUCACAUACCAAGAGCUACGGGCGCAUUCAAUCGCAGCUGCAAGAAAAUUUGAUCUAAAACUUCAGGAAACGAACCUCAAUAGCUCGUCUGUAGUCGGCCUUCUGUGCACGAGCACCCCCGAGUUCCUCCUUGCAUGGCUGGGAUUGAUGAGACUCGGAAAGUCGGUCUUGUUGCUUGCUCCUCAGCUAGACGGGAAUGCGAUCAAGCACCUUUGCAGUACUUUAUCGGCGGAGGUGAUCUUUGCGGACUCCCGUCUUUACGAAAUUGCUAAGCACGUUGACGAUCAAAUUGGAGCCAUCAACCUCAGUGACGUGCUUGAAGCUCCACAGGUGGGCGAUUCAUACUUAUCAACCAAUAUCAAAUCUAGUGAUGUUGCUUUCCUAUUUCACACGUCAGGCACAUCGUCGGGAUUGCCCAAGAGCAUUCCGCAGACUCAUCACGCAGCAGUAGGCGUGCUUCCAAAUUUGUCUGCCAGUCAAGGGCAGGCUACAUUCUCCACCACACCACUGUAUCAUGGAGGCAUAGCAGAUUGUCUACGUGCCUGGUCGAGCGGCGCCACCAUUCACCUCUUUCCAGGAACGCAACCAAUUACCACGACGAAUAUACUGCGAGCACUUGACCAAGCGAACAAACAUGCAGAUAGGGCAUGCACUGUUAAGUACUUUACUUCUGUACCUUACAUCCUGCAGAUGCUCGUCGCAGAGCCAGCAUCAUCGGAAGGAUCCCAGGGAAUAUUGGCCUUACAGCAGAUGGAUCUCGUUGGCGUUGGUGGUGCAGCACUUCCGACUUCGCUUGGAGACGAACUAGUCUCGAAUAGUGUGAACCUGGUCUCACGAUAUGGCAGCGCCGAAUGUGGAUUCUUGCUUUCUUCACAUAGAGAAUACGAGAUAGAUCACGAAUGGUCGUGGCUGAGAUCAGAUCCCAUUCUGCAGCCAAGAUUCUAUGACUUUGAGCCUCAAGCAAAUGCCAGCACCGGAGAUGAGCCUGAGUUGUAUGAGUUUGUGGUGAAGCCUGAAUGGCCGCACAGAGGAAAGACUAAUCGACCGGAUGGAUCCUUUGCAACAGCUGAUCUGUUCGAAAAACACCCAUCUGUUCCGAAUGCCUGGCGCUAUCACAGUAGAGCGGAUGCCCAGAUCGUACUCGUGAACGGCAAGAAAUUCGAUCCUUCGCCGAUCGAAGGUGAAUUGCUAGCAUCAGCGGCUGGUCAACGAUUCAUCAAAGAUGCUUUGAUUUUUGGCACGGGCCGUGAGGUCCCAGGACUCUUGUUGAUUGCCCGUGACAGCAAGAAUGGCAUUGACGAAGAGCAUCUCGUGAAGGAGGUCUGGUCCACGAUUGAAGAGAUGAAUAAAGACACCCAGAACCAUGCCAGGAUAAGCCGUGCAAACAUCGUUAUUGCAAGAAACCAAUCGUCUGAUGCAUUGGCGCUGCCCAAGAGUAGCAAGGGCACGAUUCUACGGAAGCAAGCGGAGGCCUUAUUUCAAGCUGUUAUAGAGAGGGCUUAUGGAGAUACAACCGGUGAUGAUGCCUCGCACGGUAAAUCGCUUGGCGACAUGUCGGAGGAACAUAUUUCGGAAGUGCUCUCCAAGCUGUUCGACGAUGUUCUGGGUCGGCAUAUCGAGCCAUCAAGGGAUCUAUUCACGCAAGGCGUGGAUUCGAUCGCCUGCAUGCAGCUAAGAAAGCGUAUCAGCAAGACACUUCUCGAUUCUUCUGACACGGCUCUUCCUCUCAAUGUCAUCUACGACCAAGGCUCCAUUGAUCGUCUGUCGCAAUACAUAUUCAAGAGGCGCAAUCCGAAUGACGCAUACCAUGAGUCCGAAGAUGAUCAGUCUAGAGAAGAGCAGCGCAUGCUGGAUUUACUGGAUACAUACCGACAUCAGAUAAAACCACCAAGGACUGCCCACAGUCAAGAUAGAAAGCGGAACGUUGUUCUGACAGGUGCUACUGGUCUUCUUGGUGCUCAUCUGCUAGAUUUGCUCCUGCAGGAUCCCGAUGUUGCUCAGGUCACCUGUUUGGUAAGAGCAACAAGCAUCAGCGAUGCAGCAGAGAGAGUGUCCAACUCACUCACGGCCCGAGGAUUGACUGCUUCUGGAGGCUCAAGGGAGAACCAGGCACGUCUAGCGUGUCUACCGUGCGAAUUGGACAACGACAGGCUCGGACUCAUGGAAGGCGAAUGGAAGAAAACCGCCGAUGAGACCACACUGAUUGUUCACUCUGCGUGGCCGGUAAAUUUCGCACUCCGGCUCGGAUCUUUCGAGAGUCAGCUUGCUGGUCUUCGAAACCUGUUGCGCUUGAGAGAUGCCACUCAAGACUCCGCAGCUCACUUUGUAUUUGUUUCCUCAAUCGCUGCCGUAUCUGCUGCAAGUGUCACAGAUGCACCGAUAUCAGAGAGUUUGAGCUUCAACCCAGCCGAUGCUUCUCCUCUAGGAUAUUCAAGAUCUAAAUGGGUUGCGGAGAGAAUAUGCGCUUCGAAUGAGGUUGAAGGACCACGAGCGGAGACGGCAGGUACGAUGGAAUACUCGCCAAUCACAAUUAUUCGAGUUGGGCAGCUUUGUGGCAACGUCAAAGGCGCGUGGAACAGGACCGAAGCAUACCCGCUCAUGCUCUCUGCCGCCAAGAUCACAGGAUGUCUUCCAAGGCUUGACAAUGCCCUUACCUGGCUACCGGCUGAUCAAGCUGCGAGAGCCAUAAUCGAGAUCUCCUUUGAGCCCAUUAAUCGGAAAAGUAAUGCAACAACAUUGUACCACGUGCUAAAUCAUCAUCAAACCCCAACAUGGAGCGAAACCAUGUCAGAGAUUGUCGAAUCUGCGCGGUCUGCUGCCAAGGAAGAUCCCGCCAAGGGAGGUUCAAAAGCGCCAUGGGCAGAUGUCGAAUUAGUCCCGCCAUCCUCAUGGCUCCAACGUCUUGAGCAGGCGCUAGAGACCACCGAUCAUCCAGCGCGAUCAUUGCUUUCUCUUUGGAAAAGCGCACAUGCGACAGAACAGCAGAGCGUGGCACCAGAGUUCUGCAGUGAUGAAGCACAGGCUGUUUCAGAAACUAUGCGCAAAGUGCAGCCUUUGAGAAAGGAAGACGUGAUGCGGAUGUGGUCGUGGAUUGACAAGGACGAGCAGACCGCCUCUCAAGCAUGAGUGCCUACAAAUGGGACAUACGGCCGUCGACGGCUGCGUCGUGUGGACUCAGCCGAUAACGACCAUCGGAUUGUUGCU
Dissoconium aciculare CBS 342.82 is the source of this 3414-nucleotide messenger RNA. Its product is annotated as acetyl-CoA synthetase-like protein. The record is from RefSeq and is a predicted model, not a curated record. The transcript is spliced from 2 exons. Gene Ontology annotation, molecular function: phosphopantetheine binding. Bases 19 to 3336 code for a protein of 1105 amino acids. Lineage: Eukaryota; Fungi; Ascomycota; Dothideomycetes; Mycosphaerellales; Dissoconiaceae.